GCCGUUGUGUCGCCCAGCCUCCUCGCGGCGGACGUCGGCCACCUCGCGGCGGCUGCCGAGGAGCUCGCCCGGUCGGGGGCGCAUUGGGUUCACGUGGACGUGACGGACGGCUCGGCGGAGUGCGGCCGAAGCCUCUCGUCGCUCGGUCCCGCGUCAAUCGCCGCGGUGAGGCGGGCCGCUCCCUCGCUCCGCGUCGACGUGCACCUGUACGUGCGGGAGCCGGAGCACCACAUCGAGACGAUGGCGGAGAGUGGAGCCUCGACCGCCGAGGUGCUGGGCGCGGCGGCUCAGGAGCGCGCGGCGGCGCUGGCGGCGGCGAUCGGAUCGCUCGGCUGCAGCGCCGGCGUCUGCUUGGCGCCGACCACGCCGAUCGAGGCGGUGUCGCGGCUGGUGAGCGGUGGCCUGGUCGACCUCGUCAACGUGCUCUCCGUCCACCCUGGGAUCGGCGGGCAGCCCUUCCAGGCCGACGCGCUGGCGCGGCUCCGUGCGCUGAGGAAGGCACACCCGCAGCUUCCCUUUCUCAUGGUCGACGGAGGGAUCGACGCCGCGACGGCCCCGCUCGCGGCGGCGGCGGGCGCCAACGCGCUCGUCGCCGGCUCGUACAUCUUCCGAGCG
Molecule: messenger RNA, 615 nt
Organism: Emiliania huxleyi CCMP1516
Lineage: Eukaryota; Haptophyta; Isochrysidales; Noelaerhabdaceae
Exons: 2
Biological process (GO): pentose-phosphate shunt, non-oxidative branch; carbohydrate metabolic process
Cellular component (GO): cytosol
Molecular function (GO): metal ion binding; D-ribulose-phosphate 3-epimerase activity
Source: RefSeq, a predicted model, not a curated record